Hyaena hyaena (striped hyena) is the source of this 756-nucleotide messenger RNA. RefSeq names its product fibroblast growth factor binding protein 1 (gene FGFBP1). Lineage: Eukaryota; Metazoa; Chordata; Mammalia; Carnivora; Hyaenidae. Gene Ontology annotation, biological process: cell-cell signaling. Gene Ontology annotation, molecular function: growth factor binding. The record is from RefSeq and is a predicted model, not a curated record. Bases 1 to 756 code for a protein of 251 amino acids. The transcript has a single exon.
AUGAGGAUCCACAGCCUCACCCUGCUCUUAUUCCUUCUUCUGGCUGCUCAGGUGUCAUUGGUGAAGAGCAAAAAGGAAGCAAAGAAUAGACGUGUCAGCAAAGGCACCACAGAUAAAUUGCAUACUCUGGGAGAGACCCAGAUUAAGCCACCCAAGCACCUGACCGAAGGCAAAUUUGUCACUCAAGACCAUGCCAAGUGCAGAUGGGUAGCAACUGAGCAAGAAAAAGGCAUAGCCCUGAAAGUCGAGUGCACCCGACGAGACAACAAGUUUUCGUGUGUCUUUAAGGGCAAUCCAACUUCCUGCCUAGAGUCAAACAAGAAUGUCUAUUGGAAACAAAUUGUCAGGAACCUGCGCUCUCAGAAGGUCCUCUGUGGGGAUGCCAAAACCAUCCUGAAAACUAGAGUGUGCAGAAAGAAGUUUCCAGAAUCCAAUCUCAAGCUGGUGAACUCCACUUUGGUUUGGAACAAGAAACCCAGCCAGGAGUUAAUGGAGCCCUCAUCCAAGGAGCAGAGCAAAUUCAGUGAAGCCUCCCUCGUGGAACUUAACAAAGCCAGAGAGUUAUCCAUUAAGGAACAGAUAAUGACCAAAGAGAACAUCCCCUCUGAAGAGACCCAAACCAUAGUCACCAGUGAUCCCAAGUGUGCAGAGGACCCAGACUUGAUAAAGCAGAAAGUAGCCCUGGACUUCUGUGGGGAAUCCUGGAGCUCUGUCUGCAGAUUCUUCAUCACCAUGAUCCAGGACGAUUCCUGCUAA